Prorocentrum cordatum is the source of this 3001-nucleotide messenger RNA. The record is from the annotation of a GenBank genome assembly. Lineage: Eukaryota; Dinophyceae; Prorocentrales; Prorocentraceae.
AGUGGCUCAAGCCGCAAGUGGCACUCGUCAUGAGCGCAGACAACCGAGACGCUUUCUGCGGGCCCCGAAUCUGCGAUGUGGGUAGCCGGGGCGUCAUCAAACUGCCUUGGGGCGGCGACGACGAGCAGGAGUGGCCGGAUGGUGUGCGAGCCCCCCUCUAUUUCAUCGCUCUGGUGUGGUGUUUCAUGGGUGUGGCGCUCAUCGCGGACGUCUUCAUGGGCGCUAUUGAGCACAUUACGUCAACGAGGGUGCGGAAGUUCUCCACCAAAACGGGCCGCCACGUCACCGAGAUGGUGUGGAAUCCCACAGUGGCGAAUUUGACCCUCAUGGCGCUGGGCUCCUCCGCGCCGGAGAUAUUGCUCAGUGUCAUCGAGCUGCUGGGCAACGACUUCUACAGCGGCGACCUGGGACCCUUCACCAUCGUUGGGAGCGCCGCUUUCAACCUCUUCGUGAUCAUUGCCGUCUGCGUAAUGUCGAUCCCGGACGGCGAAGUGCGGAGCAUCAAGGAGAUGCCGGUGUACUUCACGACCGCGAUCUGGUCCUUGUUUGCGUACUUGUGGCUGAUUGUGAUCUUGGAUGGGUCGUCGCAGAAUGUCGUCGAGCCUUGGGAGGGAAUUCUGACCCUAGGGUUCAUGCCAGUGCUUGUCGUGAUGGCCUUCAUGGCGGACAAGGGGUACAUAUUCAGCAGUUGCUCGGACAAGAAGGAGAGCGACGAGGAAAGUGUUGUGGCAACGUGCAUGUCAAAUGAGGAUCUGGCCAAAGCCGUUGCUAGAAUUAAGCAGCAACACGAGACGAAUGGUAAGCCCCUGUCUGACAGAGUUGUGGCAAAGCUCAUCGAUCAUGAGUAUUCUCAGCCUAUGAGUCGUGCGCACUACCGUGUGGCAGCGAUCCGUUCCAUCACUGGUGGAAAGCGCCUAGCAAGCCAAAAGAAAUCUAUGAUUGGACGAACAAUGGAAUUCUUAGCCACUACGAGCAGAAACGGCAGCACCAUGAUCGGAAGGCGCCAGGUGGCGCCAGAACCAGACGGACAGGACAAAGGUGGCAAGGUAAUGGACUUGGCAGACGAAGAGCAAGCUCUGAAGACAAGUGUCCAAUUCGCAGCGCUCAGCUAUGCUAUGGUCGAGAACGCUGGUUCCCGCGAUGUGUUCGUGGAGCGGAGUGGCAAUCUUGACAAGAAGAUUCGGGUCAAAUUCAGCACACGAGAUGGGACCGCUAAGGCGGGCGAUGACUACAUAGAGCAAAGUGGUGAACUCAUCUUCGAUACGGGCGUCAAGUUGCUCCCCAUCAGGCUCCAAAUCGUCGACGACACUGCGUUCGAAGAUAACGAGCACUUCUUCGUCGACCUUCUAUACCCUGGCAUCAUUGAUGCCGAUGGGAAGGUCACUAGCGUCGACGCUAGCGGACACAGCGUGGCGAUGGGCGAGACUGCUACUACGACUGUAGUAAUCAUCGACGACGACUUGCCUGGACAGCUCCGCUUCAAGGGCGACAGCAAGGGGGAUGACCAUCUCACCAUCAAGGAUGGCCCCGAGGACUUCACGGUGAAUCUGCUCGUGGAGCGAAGCAACGGUUGCGACGGGCAGGUGACGUGCAAGUAUCCAACCGAGGACGCGACCGCGAAGGCGGGGGUCGACUACGUGGCGACGGAGGGGACGCUCGUGUUCGAGAACGGCGUGAUCCAACAGACCAUCCCGUGCAUCAUCAAGGGAUCAGGCCGCUACGAGCGUAAGGAGUUCUUCCGCGUGGUCCUCUCGGACGUGGAGGGCGGCGCCACAUUCGAUCCCGAGUGUGAUGGGUGCAAGGACAAGUGCUGCAUCUUGUCGGUCUUCCUCGAGUGCAGUGGGGAGGAGGCCAAGGAACGCGUCGACCGCGUCUGGCAGAAGCUCCAGCGGAGGUGGGAUAAGUCUCGGCUCGGGCACUCCAAUUGGAAGGAACAGUUCAUGGCUGCGUUGUAUGUGAAUGGCUCGGGUCCAGAAGAGGAAGUCAUGGGAAAUGCUGAUUCUGACGAGGCAUGUUCUCCGAGGUAUUCUGAGGUGUCGGCAUUGUCGUCAGAUAUGAUAGAGCAGCCUAGUGUGGCAGACUACACCAUGCAUUUCAUCACCCUUCCUUGGAAGCUGCUCUUCGCCUUAGUGCCGCCAACCGACUACUGUGGUGGCUGGCUCAGCUUCGUGUGCUCCUUGCUGAUGAUCGCGCUCGUCACCGCGGUCAUCGGUGACUUGGCCGCACUCUUUGGCUGCGUGCUCGGCGUUCCGGACGAGGUCACUGCGAUCACAUUCGUGGCGCUUGGCACCUCGUUACCGGACCUCUUCGCGUCGAAAACGGCAGCCGUGCAGGAUCCCAGCGCCGACGCAUCGGUUGGCAAUGUCACAGGGAGCAACUCCGUCAACGUCUUCCUCGGACUGGGCCUGCCAUGGACGAUUGGCUCGCUCUACUGGUCUUGGAAAACGCCCGAUGCGACGUGGGUCCAAAAGUACGCGCCACCAGCAGGCAUAGAGUCCCUGGUCCCGAUCCCUUCGCGAUUCCGCGGCGGCGCCUUCGUUGUCAGGUCUGGCGCGUUGUCCCCCAGCGUCGCUGUCUUCACCUGCUGCGCGCUCGCCGCCAUGGGCCUGCUCUACCUGCGUCGGAGGCACUCGGGCGGCGAGCUGGGCGGGUCCAGGCACAGCAAGGUGCUGUCCGCCAGCUUCCUCGUGAGCCUGUGGGUGGUGUUCGUGGCGCUGUGCUCCUACUUCGCCCUGGAUGGGCGGCUCUGUGACUGACGCACGGGGGUCGUUGCCAGGCCCGCUGCCCCCGAGAUGUCGGCAUGCCGCGGCUGUGCCUGCCCGCGAAGGCGAGGCAGCGCACGGUGGCGAGGGGGAGCUUGCGCCGGCAUUCGCGCGCAAGCCGCCCGCGCAAGGCCGCGCGUAGAUCGCCCUCGUCUGCUCCUCCUCCUCCUCCUCCUCCUCCUCCUCCUCCUCCUCCUCCUCCUACUCCUACUCCUACUCCUACUCCUACUCCUACUCCU